GGAGUAAGGCGCGCAUCGGAAGAUAUAAAUACUGUACCGGGCAUUCGGGAGAAAAUGAGCACUGUUAUUGGUCGGUAUAAGAAGCUGGUAUAUGCCACUAAGAAAAAGAAUGCUGCAAGCUCUCAGGGUGUCUGUCCGAAGCAUCUCACACCUGAUGAAGUGUACGGAAAAGUGGACCUACAGCGUCGAUUGCCCGGGCAAGCAUACGGAGAUGCAAAAAAUUAAAACCUUGGAUGAGAUGCCCGGACCGUCUGCCUUUGGAUUCGUGUGGGACCUUAUUGCCAGGAGGGGUCUGUCCCGGCUACACGAGUUACAGCUGGAGGGCCGCCAGCGGUAUGGACCGAUGUGGAAGGCCAGUUUUGGGCCGAUCCUGACAGUCCACGUAGCAGAGCCGGCCCUGAUAGAGCAGGUACUCAGACAAGAGGGCCAGCAUCCCAUUCGCUCUGACCUUUCCUCCUGGAAGGACUACAGACAGCUCCGAGGACACGGCUAUGGGCUGCUGACGGCUGAGGGGGAGGAGUGGCAGUGCGUGCGCAGCCUCCUGGCCAAACACAUGCUGAAGCCCCACGCAGUGGGGGCCUACGACACUGUCCUCAACGGUGUGGUGAGCGACCUGCUGGCCAAGCUGCGGCUGCUGCGCUCCCAGAAUGCCCAGGGCCUCGUCACUGAUAUCGCCAACGAGUUCUACCGCUUCGGCCUGGAGGGAAUUUCCUCUGUGCUGUUUGAGUCCAGGAUAGGCUGCCUGGAACCACACAUCCCGCCGGAGACGGACCGCUUCAUCCAGUGCAUCAACACCAUGUUUGUCCUGACCCUCCUCACCAUGGCCAUGCCAGCCUGGCUGCACUCGAUCUUCUCCAAGCCAUGGGACACCUUCUGUCAGUGCUGGGACUACAUGUUUCACUUUGCAAAAGGUCACAUUGAUCAACGACUGGAGGAGGAAGCAAAAAAACUGACCCGUGGCGAGAAGGUGGAAGGAAGGUACCUGACUUAUUUCCUGUCCAAGCAGGACCUGCCCAUGAAGACCAUCUACAGCAACGUGACCGAGCUGCUGCUGGCUGGUGUAGAUACGAUUUCCAGCACCAUGUCCUGGUCCUUGUACGAGCUCUCCCGCCACCCUGACGUGCAGGACGCCCUGCGCGAUGAAGUCUUGGCCGUGCUGGGAGAGCGGCGGAUCCCCAGUGCAGCUGACGUGAGCAGGAUGCCGCUGAUGAAGGCUGUGGUGAAGGAGGUGCUCAGACUGUAUCCAGUAAUUCCUGGAAAUGCCAGAGUUAUAGCUGAGAGAGAUAUUGAGGUGGGAGGCUACCUCAUCCCGAGGAAUACACUCAUCACCCUAUGCCAGUACGCAACGUCACGUGAUCCCCAGACAUUCUCAGAGCCGGACAGCUUCCUUCCCCGGCGCUGGCUGAGCCGGGAGCUGAGUCACCACCCAUAUGCCUCCCUGCCCUUCGGCGUGGGCAAGCGCAGCUGCGUCGGGCGCCGCAUCGCGGAGCUGGAGCUCUACCUGGCAUUGGCACGGAUUCUAAUCCACUUCGAUGUCAAACCUGAUCCGUGUGGCUCGGCCGUCCGGCCAAUGACCAGGACCUUGCUGGUGCCACAGGGCGAGAUCAACCUGCAGUUCAUAGAGCGCUGACCGGAGGACGGCUGCGGACAUUGCAUGACUGGCCUACGCUGAGAAGAUGAUGCCUGGAGCGAAUAGGCCUGUGAUUUGGAGCCCGUCUUGGGCACAGGACCUUCCAGAAUGAGCUUAGGGGCCUUUUUUUGGUUCCUGGUGAAGCAGCACCGUCGUUCUCAUUUCUGCCUCCAGUUGGCUGGUGGAGUCCAGUGAUGCUCAGCUUGGGGGAAACAGCAUCCGAACCAGGCGAAUUGGGGUCGGAGCAAGAUGUGUGUGUGUGUGUGAGUGUGUGUGUGUGCGUGUGUGUGUGAGUGUGAGUGUAAGGGGCAUAAUGUAUCAGUUGCAGUGUGUCUGACUUACGGUGAGUCACCGUAGUUUCCAGUUUUAAUCAAACAGGCAGGACUUUCUGGCUAAAACUAGCCUCCAUGUUUACAGGCAUCAUGACGAUGCUUCAGAAACCUAUACAGGGUUAAAAAAAACCAUGAAUCCUUAAAAAAAACCAAUACAAGAAUGAGGGACUCCCCUCAAAGGGCCCGGGCCCCAGUCCACGAGCAGAUGAACUGCCAAACAUCGUUGUGAUUUUAGCAGAAAGUGCUAAAGUACUACUUCUAUCUGCCAAUACCAACAGUCUAUUUAUAGGCUGAUGUAAUCAGCUGAACCCUUUUAAAAUAGAAAUUAUUAAAGGUACGGUACAUAGUUCCUAUGUCAGCUCAGACCUGUGGAAGCCAGAGUGUCUAUUUCCAGUGACCUGAGUGUGAUGUGGGUUUUGGGGAUCUAUGUCUCGCGAAGGCCUGGCAUUCGCUAUAAGGAAUUUCAGGUCCUCAGUUCUGCUGAACCACAUGGCUGUAAGUCUUUUGAUGAAAUAAACCUUUAUCCACUGUUAUAAACAAUUUUUGUAACGUGAGAGUGUAGAUUUUGUACAGCUUUACUCACAUUGUCUCUCAGGCGAUAUUGACAGAGAUAUCGGCACCGUAAACCUUUGAUUAACUGUACACCUUUCUUUUCAACUGUAUUUAUGACCCAAAUCCCCCAUGAAAUGCAGUACAGUUUCCAUGAAAUGCAGUACAGCCAGCGUUACUGUUAAUUCUUUUUUUAUCUUGACAUUUCUGGAUAAAAAUGACUGAAAAUGAAUGAAAAUGUAAGUCAUGUGGAAAGAAUUAUGUUAGCGACUGUGCAUAGUUAUUCCUAAACGUGGCGUUUUCGCCGUAUUUUAUUUUGCAUUGUAUCAAUGUUAGGACAUUUUAAUAUUUUUGCCAUUUAAUAAAAGAUGUGACUGUCUCUUUCAAUUUCAUUUUAAAAGCUGUUUUGACCUUUGGUUGCCUUAACUAUAAAUGGACGUUUUUUGGACAGUAA
Molecule: messenger RNA, 2965 nt
Organism: Brienomyrus brachyistius
Lineage: Eukaryota; Metazoa; Chordata; Actinopteri; Osteoglossiformes; Mormyridae
Gene: cyp27b1
Product: 25-hydroxyvitamin D-1 alpha hydroxylase, mitochondrial
Exons: 9
Coding region: 92-1630 (512 amino acids)
Biological process (GO): cortisol metabolic process; cellular response to peptide hormone stimulus; C21-steroid hormone biosynthetic process
Cellular component (GO): mitochondrial inner membrane
Molecular function (GO): iron ion binding; monooxygenase activity; oxidoreductase activity, acting on paired donors, with incorporation or reduction of molecular oxygen
Source: RefSeq, a predicted model, not a curated record